AUGUCGUCAACAGCGCUUGACGCGAAGGUCUACAGGCCGCCUGAUUCCAGUGCAGGGACUGUUACUUCCUGGAUCCCACUCGUUACCCCCUACAGUCUACAUGGAGAACAAUGCACUUCAGCCUUCUGGAGGUGGAAUCCUGCGGGUACUUCAAUUGUCGGUUGGGAUCCUGGCUACGGGAUCAGCGUAGAUCAGAACUUUCGCUGUCUGCCUGAGGCCGUUACCACCUGGUGGAACCAAAACUGGCUAGGUCCCAACACCGAGACGGUCGUAUCAAUUGGGCCACUCACUUGUCCCGAAGCCUACAGCGUGGUCGCUACUCACAUCGAAGAUGAGUCUCGCACCAGGGUGGCUUGUUGUCCAUCAGGGUAUACGUUCAAGACCUGGCAAACAUUCGGAAAUCCUGGGGAAUGCUAUAGUCAGGUAGACUCAGGUGUCGUUCUCACUGUUCAAACUAGCAACGAUCAGAAGGAAUGGAGCCCCACUACUGUGACGACCAACACAACCACUUCAGUGAUAGCCGUCCAUAUCAACGGCUGGAUUUUCGCCGAGGAGACCGGUAGCUCUGAGCCAUCCCCGGAAGCCAGCACAUCUUCGUGCCCUUCAGAUGAUGGGUCACUUAGCACUGGCGACGCGGUUGGUAUCGGGGUCGGGGUCGGGCUUGGGGUCAUUGGCCUUGCAACUUUUGCUGCGGGUCUUUUCAUGAUGCGCCGGUCGAAAAAGAUUCAAAAAAAGGCGCAAGUUGCACCAGAGGUGUCUAUGCACAAUGAUCCACGGCUGCAGGGAACAUCUGGGACCCCUUAUACAUACCCAGGGAGUCACGGCGGCUACAGCGCGGAAGUGGAAGGUAAUUACAAGGCGCCAGCGAGCGAGCUUCCUGGUGUAAACUCAUAG
Molecule: messenger RNA, 894 nt
Organism: Diaporthe amygdali
Lineage: Eukaryota; Fungi; Ascomycota; Sordariomycetes; Diaporthales; Diaporthaceae
Exons: 2
Coding region: 1-894 (297 amino acids)
Source: RefSeq, a predicted model, not a curated record